Molecule: messenger RNA, 5843 nt
Organism: Diprion similis
Lineage: Eukaryota; Metazoa; Arthropoda; Insecta; Hymenoptera; Diprionidae
Product: protein FAM13A
Exons: 11
Coding region: 197-2812 (871 amino acids)
Biological process (GO): signal transduction
Source: RefSeq, a predicted model, not a curated record
AAAACAUACAAAGAAGAUACACUUUGAAGAGGGAAGAGGAACGGAAGAAGGAAAGGAAAGGGAAGGAAAAGGAAAAGGAAAAGGAAGACCGUUGCUGUGCCGGGCAGCUGCCAGACUGAACUUAGGAUAUUUCAACCUGUGGAGAGUCGCGAGAGAGUGUAUUUGCGGCGGUGGGUCGCGGUGCCGGCGUAGUGGGAUGAGACGACCCCAGCAGGAUACUCUUCAUCAUCACCACCACAGCAACCACCACAACCAUAACCACCAUCACCACCAUCACCAUAACCAUGCAUCGCCAGCAAGCCCAACGCGCUCGAGGCAAGCCCACGACAAGGACGAAUCUCGACUGGCAAGAGUCAAGCGAGUCCUCGCAGUCUCCCUUCUGGGCAGAUCCGGGGGUUCGAACCGUGUUUUCGGUGUCCGCCUCGACCUAGUAGAGCCUCACCAAGACACGGGAGUCCCGUUCGUCGUCCACCGGCUGUGCAGCUACAUCGAAAUCAACGGAUUUCAAAGCUCCACCGUCUUCCGGUUGUCCGGCGGAAGUCCUCGCGUUGCCGAACGGCUCCGUGCCGCCUUCGAGAGGCGAGGGGAUGCCGACCUUGAGGGCACCGGAUGUCCGCCAACGGCUGCCACUCUGCUCAGGCAGUACCUCAAGGAACUUCCGCAACCUGUUGUGCCCUCCACCCUAGUCGGCAGUCUUCUUCUUUCCCACGCACAAAACUAUGCCAAGGAUCACGAGAGCUGGAUAAACUCGACGAAGGAUCUCCUGGCAACACUUCCGCCCUCGCAUUAUCGUCUCCUGGGAUACCUGACCGUCUAUCUGGGUCGGUACGAAGCUAAGCAUGGCCGAGGCGCCGGGGUUUGCGGCGUUUUUGCCCCCGUAAUCCUUCCGCACGUUCCUCCAGCGACGACUUUACUUCGCGACAUCCUCGCGGCGGCUUCUCUUCUCUUUCCUGACUGUAUCAGGGACACAACGUUUAACGGUGUUAUUACAAACGAUUGCAGAGCCUGCGACAAAGGUUCGAAAGAUAAUUUGAGAGAAUCGGAGAGUUCGACGUUCCUCAGCGCGCUGAAGCCGCGGAAGCGUAAGGAUCGACGCGAAUCCUGCUGUCAGGAGCGAAAAUUAGUUAGAAGUAACAGCGAAGAACGAGUCCCAGAACCAGUACGCAAGAGUGCGGAUUCCAUUCGUCGUGUAAGCAGUCACGAGGAUUUCAACAGCGCCAAACACUUGCCGUCAAAGGCAGGCCAGGAUAUGGGCCAUGGAGUGCGAUGCACGGGUCUCCCGCUCCACGAGCGGACCAACAUUUCGCCGGUAUCCAACAAACCGUCUCCGGUUCCUUCGCCUUGCGACGUGGUUCUUGCGGCCGAGAGAUUCGAAUGUGAUGCUGAACGCCUCAGGAGCAGCGAGCGUUUCAGCCGAAGCGUGACACCGAGGGGGAGACGACAAGCUCGAAGGCGAAGGAUUCACGCGGAGAAAGACGGCGACCAAGGCUCGAGCAAGGAAAAUGAAGAAGAGACGGAAAACAUUUACUCGGUGUCAAAUCACACCAAUAAUCACAACAAAACCAGUGGACAAAGUUUUUUGGAGAUGCUCAGCAGUGGACCGAGCCGUUCGCCAUCGCCAGCCAGACCUCCCACGGUUGAACUCGACGAGUGCAGUAAUCCCAGUCUAACAAAUUGGGGAUUCACACAUAGACAAACUGCUGAUGAUGAAGCAAAUGCACGUGUGGAAGCUAUGUUAUCUCCCCGAAACUCAUUGCUUGUACCGCGCAGAUUUUAUUCUGAGAAUGAUGUCCAGCCUAGUGCUCCAGAUACGCCUGACCGAGGUCUAAAGACAUUGACCAAACACAUAAAUGGUCUGAAGAAGAAAAUCAAGAAGUACGAGGAUGAGUUUGAGGAAAACUUUGGAUAUCGUCCCAGUCAUUCCGACAAAAUGAGCAACCGUGACAUCAAACGAAUGUGUUCCGAAUUAAACAAGCUUCGGAAGGAGCACAAAUUACUGAAAGAGGAUCCAAUUGGCGCUCUAUUAGCAAAUGCAAAUAACAAACUGGGAAAUUUUGGUAAUCAAAUGAACAACAACAAUAGCGAAAAGUCAAGGACAGCACUGAUGCAAGAAAUGGUGAUAGAAGUUGAGAAAAAGUUGAGCGACAAACGGCUGAAGUACGACAGAUCGGACAACAUGGAGGACUUGUCUUACGAACAGCUUACGGAUGAGAAAACUGCGGUACAAAAGGCACUGCUGCACAUCGAAGGGACCUUCGGAAGACCUGUUUCAAAGGAAGAUAGAGAUGUCGUGCGACCGCUGUAUGAUCGGUACAGAACCCUCAAAAGAUUACUGAUCAGAGCUGGACCGAAUAAAAACAAAGACAGUGUAUCCGAGUUGGCGACUAUUCUAGAACACGAGGCAAUGGAUUUCACAUCGUCUUCUUUGCCUAGUAAUGCUGCUGAUGGCGAGAGACGUGCUAGCGAACCUGACAUGUCGCAUCGAGGAAUUUUAGAUUGCAUUGAAAACACGGAUCAGCUACCAACUGACAGCGAUAGUCAACAUAGCAGCAGCGAGGGUAGCCGUGGGGGUGCAGAGAGCCUUCACGCUCUACCACACGAAGAACUUUUGAUACAACAACAAACAACUCGAGAAGAGAAAAAACGUCUCCGCCGAGCGUUGAAGGAACUAGAAGCUCAAUUUGAAGCACGUGCUGGGCGAAGAAUGCAACGCGAAGAUCGUGGACCUCCAGUAACUACGGUGUACGAAUCUUAUAAACAGGCUAAGGCUAAAUUGAGGCUCAUAGAUGCUCUUAUCGCGAAAAAGGCCUGAUGGAGUAUUUAAUCAUGCUGCAAAGGCUAGGCUGGGAAUGAUUGAAACCUCAGAAUUUACAGAUAUUCAAAGUUCUCUAAGUAUUUUCUACGUCGACAUUGGGACCGGAUUCUUCGACUUGUAUUACAUGAGGUUGGAUCUGUCGGUGCAAAAAAUUUGUAUGUACUUACUUUGUGAAAAUCGUUUACAGUGUAACAGUUGUUGAUCAAGCCAUCUUCAAACUAUUGGUGAGUCGAAGACAGAUGGAACAUGUGUUUUACGACAAGUCACAACGUAUUUAUUAUUUGUAUAAAUAUACGAGAAAUUGUACACGUAAAUACUCAAUUCUAUCAUACAUUUCUAUGUACACGGUUACAUUUUUUGUAUAAAUAAUCACAAAGCUUGAAAAGUACGAAUCCAAUCCGAUAUCUUAUAACAACAAUCAGAAAGCACGAUCAGUUUCACAGUUCACAGAGUUUUAAAGUAUGUACGUUAAAUAUUAAUAUUCUAUACUUUAGGGAUCCAAACAAAACCAGAUACUUGUAAGAAGUGGUAAAUAAUGUGGAUCUAUUGAUUCUAUUAUAAACAUGGGACUCGAAUUAUUGAAAAUCGAAAUUUUUUUCCAUCUUAUUAUUAGAUCAGAUAAGGUUCAUAAACGAAGGCAUUGGGUCCAAUUCAAUUUUUGAAGAGGCAAAAACCUCAAACCGAAAAUUAUUAUACCUCAUCGACGUUGCAUUGGAAAUGACCGAUAUUGCAAACUAUAGGUAAUACCGAAAACACUUUCAUAAGAUAAUUAUCAUUUUGCGAUACUGUUCAAUCUCGUCAAUGCAAAAUUAUAUAUUAUAUAUUGAACAGAUUGGAGCAGAACCAUUUAAAGAAUGGGUACUUAAACGUACAUAUUUAAUUUUGAUCAUGUUCCAAUGUGAAAUAAGACAAGGUAAAACAUUUGAUGCUACCUAUGGAUUGCUUUUUCAACAGUUUGCGGUUAGCAUGAAAUUUGAGACCGACAUCGUAAAACGAAAUAAUGGAACAUAGAACCGAGAUCCCGAUACAUUAAUCACGAACUUUAUUUGAUUAAUCGAGGGAAUAUUUAUUAGAGAAUAGAAUCAGCUUAUCAAAUUCAUUAAAAUAUUAUUCGCAUACGCGUGCAUAUAUAGUUACUUAUACAUCUACUUAAGAACGUCAGAGGAAGGAUUUUCGAAUUUUAUAAUGACUGUUUAUGAAGGUAUUACGUAUUUUUAAUUAAUUAUGGGCUUUUCACUAUUUAUAUCAUCAACUUAUUGAGUUUUCAUAUUUUUGUAAAAGUCGUAUUAUUGUUUGAAUAAAUGUCCCAUCAUUUCAUCCUAAUUAUUGAUGUAUUUUACACGGCAUCAGUAUUUUCUUGUAUUGAACUGGUAUUUAAGUGUUACUUCAUACGUAAAUUUUACUUUUCAUUUAACCAUAUAACCCACGAUUUCGCUCGUGCAAAUUUGUUACUCAUCGAAUCAACGGAAGCGUGGAAUUAUUUAUAUGAAAUAAGUACCUCAAUGAAUAUUACGUGUUGUGUAGGUAUAAGAGAACUAUGAAAUGUUAUAAGCAUAUAACAAUAUUAAAAUUUAUUAAGAUCUGUGAGUACUUGCGUUUUUAUUUGUUUUCUUUGAUUGGUAGACAUUCUGGAGUUACGGUCGAUAGUAUUUUCAGUACGUAAACAAAUUAAAUACGAGCUCUCACUAUUGAUACCAUCAAUCUUGUUUAAAAGGAGGUGAACCGCUUGAAUACUACCUUUUUCACGAAACAUUUCCUCACCUAUUUUAAAUGGCACGGCCGAUUCUGAUAUCAUUGCCAUUAUAAUAUCAGCAUCGCGAGUGGCUUUUUUUAAGUUCAAAAUUACUCUGGAUCAUUUUCCUGACAAAUUAAAUAUCAUUAUUUGAAGCAGAUGAUUUGAGAUUGUACAAAUUUAAUCUCGAAAGGUCACUUCUGUGUAUUACAAAACGUGCAAUUCCAUUUUUUAGUUGAUUCACUGACGUUAGGUGAAGAUAAUAAUAUAAUAUAUUUGAUAAUUUUUCAAAAGUAUUAUAUAAUGAAUAGGAGUCGUCAAAACUUAUUAUUUGAUAAUUCUAUCGAAGUGUUGAACUUAAUUUGAUUCAAAGGAAUCGAGUUUUUCUUUUAGACCAAAGCAUGUUUUAGUCUGUGAUAAUACAAAAUGUUAUGCAUGAAUCUUAUUGAGAGAUAUGAGAAUGGAGCAUCAUUUUUUUACGAGUUUCGAAGAAAUUCUAUAUCUGAAAUUCCCGAAAUUUCUCGGAAUGUAACCACGAUUCUAUGAAUUUUUUGAAAAGUCAAAAUUGAAGUCUGAUCUAAAAAAUCAUGAAGCUAUGUCGGCAUAUAGCUUAUAAGGUAUAAAACAAUGCAAUUUUCAUUUGUGUGAAAAUUAGAGAAAUUGUAUACUCCACUUGGUGUCAUGCAAAAAAAUGUUCAUGUCAUUGUUCCAUGAUGGUAAACUUGUUUCGUGCUCUGGCGUAAACAGCAGCGAUGAAAAAAUUUUGAUUUUUGAGUUUAAUGCCUAAAAAGUGUUAUGAUUUACCAAACACAAUAUAUGUUGCUUCUUGUGCUAGGGGGAAAAAGAAAAUACUAUUUAUAAGAGUACUGUUUUAUAUGUGAAUAUAAUUGUUUUAAAUAUUUUGUAGCAAGUAGCAAACAGAACGAUUAUAUAUUAUAUUAUAUUAUAUUAUAUUACAUUAUAUUAUAUAAUAAUAUAUAUACAUAUAUUAGAAUCAAGUAUCCUGAUAACAUUCUAGCUGAUGCAUUUACAAAUUAUAUCGAAUCAUUUCAUUAUCAUCUACUGUACUGCAAUUAGAGUGGCUAUUGUAUUAUUACGCAUGUGCAGUUUCUAUGAAAAAAACACUUCAAGGUACAUUUAUUUGAAAAUGGAUCGGCUAUAACAACAUAACAAUUACAUAUCUAGGGGAUGUAUAGAUUCUCAGAAGAAAUAUAAUGAGUAGUCAGUAAAACUGGUAUUAAACACUUAAUACAUUCAUAUUACAUUAUAAUAGAAAAAAUGAAGGAGCAUACUUUA